AUGGCUCAAGUCAUAGCCAGAAUACCUCUAAACUACCGGACUUUUGAGGAGAAUGUCGGAUUUUCAGACGAUCCGGCAUAUUUUACUGACAUUGUUUUCGGAUUUUUGGAAGAACAAGAAGGGUCAUCUGAGAGUUCAUGUGGGUCAGGUGAUUAUAUUGAGGAGGAUGAAGAUGAGAUUAGUCUUUGUAAUAUUGAAGAGAAUAAAAAAUUUUGGGAUACACAAAACCAGCUUCUUCAGGCAACAUUGUAUAGGACAAGUUCUCUUGAGGCCAAAAUUCGUCAAGCUACAAAAGUUACUCUGAAGGAAAUUGAUGGGGUUGGCAUGUAUUGUUUGUGUGGGAAAUCGGUGGCCGGAGCUUGCCGGGAUUGCUUGCAAAGAGAAAUUUCAAUCCGGCUUCAAAAUGAAGGUUAUAAUUGUGCCAUUUGCAAGUCUAAGUGGAAGAGAUCUGAAGGCAUCCCUUCAGGGGAACACACUUUUUUGGAAGUGGUGGAGAAAUUGAAUUCAAAGAAAGGAGAGGUGAGAGUGGUGAUUGAGUUGAAUUUUCGAGCCGAAUUCGAGAUGGCGAAAGCAAAUGAAGAAUACAAUCACCUAAUUAACCAGUUACCAGAAGUAUUUGUAGGCAAAGCAGAAAGGCUAAAAGCCUUGAUCAAAAUACUAUGUUCAGCAGCUAAAAAGUGCAUGAAGGAGAAGAAGAUGCACUUGGGUCCAUGGAGGAAGCACAAAUAUAUGCAAUCUAAGUGGGUCGGCACAUGUGAGAGAACAACACCGGCACCGUUGCCUGAGGGACUUUCGGACCGGCCGGCAAAGCCUAGGGCAUCCAUGUUAACUUAUGAUUUACUGGAGAAUUUGCCUGUCUUUCAUCGUACAGCAGUACGAGUUUUGUGA
Dovyalis caffra is the source of this 888-nucleotide messenger RNA. The record is from the annotation of a GenBank genome assembly. NCBI's taxonomy places the organism in Eukaryota, Viridiplantae, Streptophyta, Magnoliopsida, Malpighiales, Salicaceae.